AUGGCGGCAAUCUCAAGACUUCUUGCUGUGGUCCUUCUUCUUGCCUGCGUGUGUUGUUACGCGACGCCAACAGAUAACACGCUCCUACAAGACCGGAAUGACGCGCCGGCGCUGGACAGCUUAAUUGGAGAAGGAGCGAACCAAGAAGCUCUUGCUCAGCGAACGUUCUUCUACAAUGGAGGCUCAUAUGUCUACAACGAGACAAUUGGCGGGACCAUAAGUGUCGGCAAACAGUAUGUCGAGAAACUCACGCCCAGCUGCGGAGUGAAGCAAAAACACCCCAUCGUUUUCUUUCACGGAGGCGGCGACACAGGAGUGCAAUGGCUCAACAAGCCUGACGGCGGCCAAGGCUGGGCGUCAUACUUCCUCAAGAAAGGCUACGAAGUCUAUAUCGUCGACAUCUGGAGCGUCGGCCGCAGCGCCGAUAGCGCUCUCUCACCCCUCCGCACCUCAGCAACGACCGAAUCUUCCGAGCGCGCAUUCUCAGCCCCCGAGAAGUUCCCCUAUUAUUACCAGGCACGUUUCCACACGCAAUGGCCAGGCAACGGCAGCAAAGGCGAUCCCAUCUUCGACGCCUUCUACGCAACCCUCCUUCCCCUAACCAUCUCCACAAUCCAACAAACAUACUCCCAAUCCGCCACCUGCGCCCUCCUCCGCACAAUCGGCCACCCCUCAAUCCUCAUCACUCACUCCGCUGGUGGUUCCGUCGCCUUCCUCGCCACCGACGCCUGCCCGGAUCUCGUCGCCGGCCACGUAGCGCUCGAAGCAGACCAGACGCCCUUUACUAACUUCGACAACGGGACAUUUGGCGCGCGCGAAGGGCUCCCCACCCGGCCGUACGGCAUCUCCUUAAUCCCGCUCAAUUACUCUCCCCCAAUAAAAUCUCCCGACGAUCUGAAGCGACAGGUGGUUGGGACAUUGGAGGAGACGGAGGGCAGGAUUAGCAAGUAUCCGUGCAUUCAGCAGGAUGUGACAAAGACGGUGCAUACGUUACCGAAUGUGGCGAAAGCACCGGUACUGUUUCUUACCACGGAAGCGAGUAUUCAUGCUUUGUAUGAUCAGUGCUUGGUCGCGUAUUUGAGGCAGGCGGGCGUGGAGGUCGAGUUUGUGAGGCUUGAGGAUCGAGGGAUUAGGGGGAAUGGCCACUUCAUGAUGUUGGAGAAGAACUCGGAUGUCAUUGCUGGGCUGGCGGAUGAGUGGAUUGGGGGGCUGGAAGGGAAGUAA
Messenger RNA from Bacidia gigantensis, 1224 nucleotides. RefSeq lists its product as uncharacterized. The transcript has 3 exons. Bases 1 to 1224 code for a protein of 407 amino acids. The record is from RefSeq and is a predicted model, not a curated record. Lineage: Eukaryota; Fungi; Ascomycota; Lecanoromycetes; Lecanorales; Ramalinaceae.